Molecule: messenger RNA, 4417 nt
Organism: Trematomus bernacchii (emerald rockcod)
Lineage: Eukaryota; Metazoa; Chordata; Actinopteri; Perciformes; Nototheniidae
Product: protein phosphatase 1 regulatory subunit 29
Exons: 2
Coding region: 9-2852 (947 amino acids)
Cellular component (GO): plasma membrane
Molecular function (GO): protein binding
Source: RefSeq, a predicted model, not a curated record
CCGGCAUCAUGCAGGGUGCUUUUACCACCUCCACUCUUCUUUUUCUUAUUGUCCCCUCCCUCCUACUCUUCUCCCACUUUCCCCACAUGGUCAAUGGAGACUGCUGGCUCAUUGAGGGGGACAAAGGCUAUGUGUGGCUUGCUAUCUGCAGUCAGAACCAGCCGCCGUACGAGACAAUCCCCCAGCACAUCAACAACACUGUCCAUGACUUGAGAUUGAAUGAGAACAAGUUGAAAGCUGUGCUCUUCACCUCUAUGUUUCGCUUCACCAACCUGACUGACCUCAACCUCACCAAGAAUGAAAUCACCCAUAUCGAGGAUGGAGCCUUUGCAGGACAAGCCAACCUACAGGUUCUCCAGCUCGGUUACAACAAGAUUACCAACUUAACUGAGGGUAUGAUGAGAGGACUCGGGCGGAUGCAAUGCCUCUUCCUCCAGCACAACCUCAUUGAAGUUAUUGACAGCAAUGCGUUCUGGGAGUGCCCUAGCCUCAGCAGCAUUGACCUGUCUUCCAACAGACUUGGCCGCAUUGACCCAUCCACAUUCACGGAUCUCAAUCGACUCAUGGUGUGUGAACUGGCAGCAAACCCAUUCCACUGCGGCUGUGAGCUCUACAGCUUCCUCAUCUGGUUGGAGUCCUUCAACAAUGUAACGCACACCUACGACCGCCUCCAGUGUGAGACGCCCCGGGAAAUGUUUGGCUACCCCUUACUCAUCGCCGCUGGCCAUGCUGGUCGAAAUGCUAAAAACAUUUUGAACCAUCACUGCAAAGAUGGAGUGAUGAUUCCAGGGAUGACUUCACUCCCACCAGAUCUGGAUGGUCCUUCCGGGAUCGGACCAGAUAUGUUUGGGGCUAUUGGGCCAAACUAUCUGACCACCCCCCCUUCUGAAAACAGUCCCAGUAUCAAGCUUCAUCAUGUCUCUUUGUCGUCAGCCUCUCUCCUUGUACAGAUUCCAAGGCCCUACAGCAAAAUGUAUAUUCUUACACAAUACAACCACACAUAUGUGUCUGACGUUAUGAAUUUGAAGAACAAGAAGGAGAAGAUUACCCUCGACAAGCUCAAGCCACACACCAAUUAUACCUUCUGUGUAGCAUCCAUACGAAACUCUCAACGUUACAACCACACCUGCCUCCAGUUUGCCACUCGGGCUCAAAAUCAAGAUGACCUGCUCCCCACACCUUCCACCACUACUCACUACAUCAUGACCAUUGUGGGCUGCCUUUUUGGCAUGCUCAUUAUUUUAGGCUUAGUCUACUAUUGUCUUCGUAAGAAACGGAGGCAUGACGACAAGAGGAAGUCCAUCUGUGUCAAGAAAACUAUACUAGAAAUGCGCUAUGGACCAGAAGUGGCCGCAGCAGUGGCAAAUGAUCCAAUGGCAGUCCACAAGCUUCAGGAGCAGUCCAGAGAACAUCACCAGUAUCAGCACCACCAUGGAGGCAAACUUCCCAUGUCCCAAUCCUCUAGCUCGGGAAUGCUCCACUCAGCAAACACCAGUUCCUCCAGACUUUCCUCCAUCCCACAAGUGGAAAAGAUGGCUACUGCCUUUUCAGAGGCCCUUGCUACAAGUAAAGGAAACUAUAUGGAUGUCAGAACUGGUGGGGCCGGGAUGGAGCGAUUGGGAGAUGGUGGUCAUGUAGGGAUGGACAUGAGGGACGAUGAUGGAACUGAUAUAGGAGAUGACUCGGAUGAUGACGGACGUGGCUCUGCAUCUGAGAUUUCCACUAUUGCCAUGGAGGUGGACAAGGUUAACCAGAUCAUAAACAACUGCAUCGAUGCACUGAAGCUGGAUGCGGCAGCAGUCGCUGCUUCAGGGGUCUCUAAUAACCCUACAGCCUGCUCCAAUCGCACCUCCCCUCCCCCCACCAGCACGUCCUCUCUGACUCGUGGCCUAAUCCCACUCUCCCAAGGGUUGUCAGAUUCGUGCCAAGUCAGUGCUCCCACCAAAAUACCCCCUCCACCUCCACUCCCUGCCUUGAAUGCCCCUCUCUGUGAGCGCCCAGGGAUCAGUGGUGGUGGCUUCAUCGUCAGUCCCCCCUACAGGCCUCCUCCACCAGCCUCUGCUGUACGUCCCAUCCAGCGGCAAAUGAGUGCAGAUGCGGCUGUGAUUAUAGCAAAUUCUGUCAAGAAACAGUCCAGCACCACCUCUUGUGGGUCCAUGGGUCGGGACAGGGAACGCGGAGGAGCUAGGGUGUAUAGCCUGGAAGUUUCUGAGCCUCGGAGCCCAGAUGGCUGUAAACAGCCGCAGUACCAAGACAGAGCCAGUCCCGUGGGCUGUGGGGAGCCCCUUGAAAGGCUGCCCUUAGUGGGGAGUGGGAGCUGCGGUGGAGGGGGUGGUGGUGGUUGUGACAGUGGUGGUGUAGGUGCCCAACAUCAGGACAACCAGAAGCAAAACCAUUACCAUCAACAACAGAAAAUACACCAACAACAACAACAACAACAGCAGCAGCAGCAGCAGCAGCUGGAGGUGCAGCAGGACUACCACUGCUCGGAGCACCGCCACUCCGUCCCAGCUCUGUAUUAUGAAGGCUCCCACCAAGGCUCCCCAGCCCAGAGGGUUUCCUUCCUAAAGCCCUUGACGCGCUCCCGCAGGGAUGCAGCAUCUUACUCCCAGCUUUCGCCUGCCCGCCACCAUUCCAGUUAUUCCGGCUACUCCUCCAGCCCAGAGUACUCCUCAGAGAGCUCACUGCGGAUUUGGGAGCGUUUUCGUCCUUACCGGAAAGGCCAGCGCGAUGAGGCCUGUUAUGUGACGGCCGGAAACGCCCUUAGAAAAAAGGUGCAGUUCGCUAAAGGCGAGGACCUGCAUGACAUCCUUGAUUACUGGAAAGGGGUGUCCGCACAGCAGAAGUUGUGACUUUGGGACCAGAGAUAGGCAUUGUGGGAAAAAUGGUUUGGAUAAUUCCCUUUCAUGCCUGUGGGCUAGAGAAAGGAUAUGAGGAUAAUGUAGAGAACAUUGAGGACAAAACGUCGCCUUUGUUAUGUUUUUUGGCAUGCUAGGUGUAUAGAAUAUUGUGCUAAAGCAAGGACUGUGAAACUGUGCCUGGGAUUCGAGAAUCAUUAUGGUGUUUUAUUUUACACUUUGUUGUAGCACUAUUUCUGGAUCAUUCUCAUUUAGUGUUUGUGGGUUUUAUUUAUAGCACAGAAAGCAUUUCCAACUGUGUAAAACUGUACUUUUCAGUGAUCAGAUGGACCGUCUUUAUCAGUGCCACAUUUCCAUCUAUGGAUAAUCACAGAAGGUAAAUGCUGAUAUCCUUCAUUAUAAGCUGUUGUGAUCCAAGAUGUUGUUUCCUAUUUGGUUUUGGGUGCUGUGUCAAUUUGCCCUGGGAUAUGUUUCGACUUCGAGGCAAAGGGAGACUAUGGAUGGUGGGAUCUGUGCUCUGUUGUCAAGUGACAGCAUGCCGUUUAGUGAACACAGUUGUCAAAUGCAGACCCUAUCUCUUUUCAUGCGGAUGAGGUAUUUGCACGUCAAUAGCGUCUGUCACACAGAAAGAAAGGAGAAAAGCGAGAAAGCAGUCAAGAGGGCUUUAAGGUCCUGCAUCAUAAGGAAAACGUGAGGGAGAAAGAGAUUCAAGUGGUACCUUUGCCUAAAAUAAUACUUUAAUUUCACCCUGAAGUGUUCAACACAUCUUUCCAACUAACACUCUUGCAUGGUUCAAUGAGUGGUGUAAAGAAUGUUGUCCUGCAAAUCCUUAUUUGUUCUAAACAGCAUUUGCCCAUGUAAUGAUCAGAAUGCGUGAUUUGAAGUACAGAAGGCAACAUUAUUUGUAUUUAUGAAUAUAUUUAAAUGCUACUUACCUGUACAAUAGAACGAUUUAACCAUGUGACAGAUGAGCUCACACAAUCCCCAUAGAAAACAUGUAAUAUACGUGACAAUGGAACAGGAGAAAUUGAAAGUGAGGAUUUAAGAGAACAAAGAAAGAAAAAGCAAGGAUAUAAAUAUCUUUUUUCUGCAGCCACUGUGAAUGUAAGUAGAUUACAAGCAGGUUAUGAGGAAAUCUAUUUGCACCAUUCAAUGUAAGCACUGGAGUACAUUCCAAAUCCUUUCCCUAAUAUUAAAAACGGGAUGAGGCACAGAGGGAAAGGACACUUCUAAUUACUGCCAACAUGUCUGUUCUUUUCUCGAAAUCAAUGCUAUUGAUUGUCUAUUGAUAACUUAAUUAGCCAACUUGUGACAGGCAUGCUCGCUCGCACUUUACGCCUCCUGAUUGUGUGUGUGUGUGGCUGUGUGGUACACAGUGGUUAGUGUAAGUGGGUAUUGGCAUGCCUUGUCAGAAUAUAUUGUAUGUGCCCAAAUUUACCUAAAUUAAUAGUUGUCAUAUAUUGUCUAUUGGCUGGUUGUUUGAGUCUAAACAAUACUAGAUUAUUAAAGGCAUGGACAAAUGUAUAAAUCUCAACAAUGUUAAUAUAAUUGUCCAUUAA